Messenger RNA from Phragmites australis (common reed), 1846 nucleotides. Its product is annotated as B3 domain-containing protein Os01g0234100-like. Gene Ontology annotation, molecular function: DNA binding. Lineage: Eukaryota; Viridiplantae; Streptophyta; Magnoliopsida; Poales; Poaceae. The record is from RefSeq and is a predicted model, not a curated record. The transcript has 8 exons. The coding region runs from base 11 to 1561 and encodes 516 amino acids.
GGGGCCGAAAAUGGAACGGUCGGCUCAUUUUCUCCUCCUGCUACUGUACUUGUUUAUCUGUCCUCCUCGGUGGCUCUGCCUCAGUGAGUCCCCAUCCACAUUUCCAACUUUGAAACCCCAAUCGCGAAACGCAGUGAACACAAGGCAUCCGAGCUCCGGGACUGCAGAGGCAAUGGCCAUGGAUCAGCCCCUCAAGAGGAAGAGAGGGAGGCCUACUGGUGCUGGCUCCCAGUCCGCCAAGAGCAAGAUGGAGCAGAAGAUGGCAUUGGUCAAGCAGAGGCUCGCCUUGCUUGACAGUAGCAGCAGCGAGAAUUACAAGGAUGACGAUUUUGUGCCCAUGCCUGUAUCAAUUCAUUGUGGUGAUACAGACGAAGAGGAGGAGGAGGAGGUUAUUCCUUUGGAAGUCUUGAAGUCUAGGGGAGUGGAGAGUGUACAAAGAAAGCUUCCUGACCAAAAGACAAGUGCUAGUGUUCACGAAAAAUGUGGAUCUGCUAUGGAUAGAGCUAAGGAGGUACAGGCGAAGUUAUCAGCAGAACAUCCUAGCUUUGCCAAGUAUAUGCUACAAUCUCAUGUCGUCCGGGGUUUUUGGCUGGGUCUACCAACUUACUUUUGCAACAAGCAUCUCCCAAAGCAGGACACUGGAAUCGUGCUAGAAGAUGAGAAUGGAGACUAUCAUGAUACGACAUAUCUUGGUGCCAAGCAGGGACUCAGUGCUGGGUGGAGAGGUUUUGCAAUCAAGCAUGGAAUUAAGGUUGAUGAUGUUGUGGUUUUCCAGCUUGUGGAACCAACAAAAUUUAAGGUAUAUAUAAUAAGAGCAAAUGAGUUUACUACAACCGACGGAGCACUUGGUCUGCUGAAUUUGGAUGUGUGCUGCAAGAAAGGGAAUCUAUCGAAAGAAGAAAGUUCUAAUGAUGUCAAGUCUAAGGAUGAUGCAAAAGUUAGCACAGUUGAUUGCGAUAGUGUAGUCAGUGAAGCAAUAGAAGGCAUCACAAUUUCAGAUUCAGAUAUCGACUUUGAUGACGUCACAAGUUUCAGCAACUUCAGCAUCAUAGUGGACAGCUUGGUUAUCGACUGCAAAUUCCAUGACCAGCCACGCAGGACAUACUACGAGCUCUGCCGUUCCCAGAAGUCAUUCCUUCACAAGCACCUCCUCAAGCAGUUGAAUCUCACCCUUGUUGUGGGAGUGAUCAUGGAGACGAUCAGCAUUGCCGAGGGUAUCAGGGCCUGCAAGGCGCAAGCUUCUUCCCAGGAGGACUUGCUGAUCUGGAAGAAGACCCUGGAGUCCUUCGAACUCCUGGGCAUGAACGUUGCAUUCUUGCUGAAACGUGUCAACGAUCUUCUCAACCUCCCUACACAGUCAAGAGACCUUUCAGAGUGCCAGAAGUACAAGGAACUGAAGCUUGAGCGGGCUCGUGCCGGGGUGAAAGUAAAGGCUCUGGAGCUUCAGCUGUCGAAUGUGAAGAACGCUCUUCAGAAAGUCGAUGCGGAUAUGGAGCAGAUGGAGUCAAGUGUGAAGAAUAGCGCUCUAACACUGCAGCAGUUAGCCAGUGCACCAUGGUGACGAUCGUUCGGGUUAUCUCCUUCAACAUUUUGGGUCCAUCUUUCAGCAAUGUAAACAAAGAUGGAUGGAAUGGAGUAGGGUGAGUAAAAUUAGUUACUCCAUCAGCGUACUGCAUCAACGCCUGUUGGUGGUGACUGGUGGAAUGGAUCAACCUGCUGCUAGUUCGUAGUAGGACUGGUCACAUUUUGUGUACGCCUUCAGCAACUACCACGCACUUCACUUGAGAGUAGCUCUUUCUCUAUCUAAGUUGGUUGUCCAGUUAGUAGUAACUGUGACACUCUUUUG